This is a messenger RNA of Coregonus sp. 'balchen', 5870 nucleotides long. The record is from the annotation of a GenBank genome assembly. NCBI's taxonomy places the organism in Eukaryota, Metazoa, Chordata, Actinopteri, Salmoniformes, Salmonidae.
AUUAAGAUCUCCUAAACCUGUGUUUACCACAUAACUUAUUUUCGGCGUUUAUCCCAAAAUGCCAUUCAUUUUCCUCAUAGGCUUUGUCCAUCGAACCAUGGCGGAGUUAUUAGUGCCUACAAAAAGACAGUUACUAUUUAUCUUAGCCUUUAGCGUCGUACAAACUAUUAACGUCAUUUCCUGAUAAAAUCAAAGAACGUUCAAAUAGAAUAUGCACCAAUCAGAUAGUUAGAUUUGUUGAUCUCUAUAUAAUUGACGGCAAUUCUUCCAAUCACUGCAUGUCUUCACGACAUCCGCCUCCUCUCCGUCAGCAAAUCCGCUUUCUCAAGCGUUAUCAAGGUUGUUCGUGAAAUCCAUUCUCUGUUCUUUGUAUAGAGCUAUUUUCCCUGCUUCGUGCGCUGGAAUCGUAUUGAUCCAAACAUUUAUUUUGGUAAAGGUAUGAAAAAAGUGUGGUUGAAUAUACAAAAAUGGUGCUUUCAUCUGAGAAGUAGCUUAUAUUAGUUAGCAAUAUGUUGCAUUAAUUUGCUAGGAAAUAAACUAUUGUGCUAGCUAGCUAUGGUUAGCUAGGAGUGAGGAUGGUUAGUUUAGUUAGCGAUGUUGCUAGCCAGCUUCCCAAAUGUAUAAGGUAGCUAACGUUAGUUAGUUAGCUAACGUUAGUUAUCGAACGUUGGCUAAUACGUUUUAAUUCGUUAACUAACAGAUUGUUUCAAAAUCGAUGUUGGUUUGCUAGCUGCCAAUGCACCAUGCACGCCUUGAACUAGUUAGUUAGCUACCUAGCUAGCAAACAAAGGUGGCUUUCAAAUUCGGCUAGUUAACGUUAGGUAGUUGCUUUACUCUAUCUUGAUAACAUAACAAGCUAGCCAGUGAUGUCGCAUUUCAUUACCUAGCCAAUAGUAUCUCUCAAAACGCCACUCUUUACAAUCGACUAUUUCCUUGCUAAACGUUAGGCAAAAAUAUUUUUUGACUGUGAAAUUAGCAGUUAUAUAACUAACUAACGUUAAACACUCGUCUAGAUAGCCAACUAACGUAUAUCGUUCCUCUGGCUUUGAAAUCUUUCAUUUAAAAAAACAACUAAUUAACCCGAUUAUGUUCGCUAUAAUGUAGUGACUCUGUGUUAAUGACUGUCCUUUUUAUUAGAUGCAAGGAAACUGGGGCCACCGUGGUGAACAGCAGAAUCAUGGCCCAUCUAGACACCAGAUGGAGAAUCAGAAAAAACCUGGAGAUAACAGCAAUGGACAGCAUGCAGAUGAGCAGGAGAGCCCAAGUAAGAUUGGAUUCAUUGACUCCUGAACUCUGUUUUGGAAGGAAAUGAAAUCCUCCUGUAUUAGAUGAUUCUAAUAUUUUGCUUCUCUGUAGAUGCUGGGAUUACCAUAGAUCUACAGAACUUCAGGAAACCUGGAGAGAAGACUUACACUCAGCGUAGCCGUCUCUUUGUGGGAAAUUUACCAACUGGUGUUACAGAGGCAGAGGUGGAGAAGUUGUUUUCCAAGUAUGGCAAGGCAGCUGAGAUUUUCAUCAACAAGGACAGGGGGUUUGGAUUCAUUAGAUUGGUAAGUUGCUAGUGUAGUGGAUAACCAAGUGCAUCGCUACUGCCUUACCAAGAUCUAUAAAUGCUGUCGCCCCGGAUUCAGAAUUGCCUUGGCAUUUCUAGGUCAGUGCUAUUGACAGUGUCUCGAGUGAGUUGUGUUACGUUGAGAAGGGUUGUGAGUUCGCACCCCGGUCAGGUGGAAUGGCCACUCUGUCACUAGCAUAUUCAAGAGAUGGAAGUUAUAUUCCUCAAUCCUAAAUUAUAGGGAAAACAGACUGGUUGACUGAUAUCACACAUGAUUUGCGCAACGAUGUGGCUGGAAGGUGUGAGUUGUUAUGAAUCUGAACGGUUAGAUAGUUAGCAACAGUGGGGAAUAAAAGGUCGCUUCGUUUCAGCAUGUAUCUUAUUGAUACCAUGUCUUGUUUUGAGGUGUUUUGACUGUCAUGUCUGUGUUAAUAUGGCAAAAAUUCGCUAGCUAAUCAACAACUAACGAUGUAUGUGAGACAAGUGCUCAUUGUGUUUGUUUUCAACGAACAUAUGGAGACGAACUAUAGUUAUGUUGUCAACAGUCUAAAGGCGUCCACAGUUCGAAAGAGUUCGUGCAUAUAUUAUGACAACAUUUUGUGACAUUUUGGACUUUUUUCAGCUGUUCGGGCACACAUUUUUUUCUGGAGGCAAGCUGAAGUUCGGAGCCGAAGUCUACACCCCUUCGUUGGUGAUUGGUCAACAGUAGGGAUGCUUCAAUAGUCUUUGUCAUUCAACCAGAGACAACUUGUUUUCAUGCAAUGUUUUUCAUUGAGAAAUACUGCACCAAACAUCUUAGAUGUGAAAUUGCGUGACUAAGAUCUCUUUGACAAAAAUGUUAUCUUAGAUUCAUUCUGACUUUUGAGGAAGUGUAUACUGGCGAUGGCGUCUCAAAAUGGACAAACGGUGCUAUUGCCGCUUUUUUCUCGUUUUUCAAGCGAAUGUCUUUUAAGGGAGUAUGCAAGCAGACAUGUUUGGCUAGCUGAGUUCAGUUGGGCGCCAGCCAAACUGAUGCAUGCUGAUGCCAACCUCGUCUGUUUUUCCCAAUUGUUGCGCAAGCGUUGGUUUUGUUGCGAAACAACCAACCUUUGUAUUCAUGUGACUACUUUGGAAAUGUUCUUAUUUUAUAAUUUUCUACCAACAGGAGACAAAAACAGUGGCUGAGAUUGCUAAAGCCGAACUUGAUGAAACCUCAUUCAGAGGCAGACAGUUGCGCGUGCGGUUUGCGACACAUGGUGCUGCUCUAGCUGUGAGGAAUUUGCCACAGUUCAUUUCCAAUGAGCUCCUGGAAGAGGCUUUCUCCUUCUUUGGCCAGAUCGAAAGGGCCAUAGUUAUAGUGGAUGAUAGAGGGAGACCCACAGGAAAAGGGAUUGUGGAAUACACAGCCAAGCCUGCGGCAAGGAAGGCUUUGGAUAGGUGUGCAGAUGGAGCCUUUCUAUUGACCGCGUAAGUAUAAUGCUGUAAAUGUAUUUUAAAAAACAUGUUGACGUUUCAAAUGCAUUUGUUGUGAUGUUUUCAAAUUGGCAAAAGUCAUGCUGAUUGUUUUCCGCUGUCAGAUUCCCCAGGCCAGUAACAGUCGAGCCAAUGGAGCAGUUUGAUGAGGAUGAGGGACUGCCAGAGAGGAUUGUGAACAAAAACCAAGUUUUUCACAAGUGAGUAAUCAUACUGAGUUGGCAUGCUUUCUCAGAAUGCAUUGGUCAGAACUGUGCGUACAACAAUCUCACACUUUGCUGCUGAAAAGAGGUACAAUCCAUAACAUGAAAAUGUUGCGUACUGAGCUGUUUUUCUUGUGUAAAAUCUCUCCGCCAGGGAGCGGGAGCAUCCACCGAGGUUUGCUCAGCCAGGGACAUUUGAGUAUGAGUAUGCCAUGCGCUGGAAGGCCCUGUUGGAGAUGGAGAAGCAACAGUAUGAGCAGGUGGACAGGAACAUCAAGGAGGCUCAGGAGAAGCUGGAGCAGGAAAUGGAGGCAGCCAGACAUGAGCACCAGGUUGUCCUGAUGAGACAAGGUAUGUAUGGUCUCGGUCCACUCUAAAGAUGCCUUAUCAAUACAAAGUUUAGGACACUGAUGAACACAACGUGGUGUCUUAUGGGAAAAUGUGUAUUCCUUGAAGUGUCCUACCACCAGAUUUAGCCCAGAUGUCAAUCUUAUACUACACCGCUUGAAUGUAGUCCUGUUGGCAAUUGAUUCAUAUUGUUUAGGUCUAUACACUGGGUGACUAACAAUUGGGGUGUUCAUCUCAUUACAGACCUGCUGAGGCGUCAGGAGGAGUUGAGGAGAAUGGAGGAGCUCCAUAAUCAGGAGCUGCAGAAGAGGAAGCAGAUGGAGUUGCGUCAGGAAGAGGAGCGUCGCAGGAGGGAGGAGGAGAUGAGGAUGCACACCGAGGAGAGGAUGAGGCGGCAGCAGGAGGGCUUCAAGGGGAACUUCCCUGGAAAUGUGAGUCUUUGCUUCUUGACACUGGUUAAACGCACAGAUUUAAAAGAAAAAUCAAUCAUUAUUCCUCAAUACACAGAAAUGAAAGUUGCCUAAAAUAUUUCUAAGCAUCUUUACAAUUGUGUUUUGUUUGUGGUUACUGGUAUUCAGCAAUUGGAAAAAGGACAAGUAUUCGCUAAAACAACUAUUUUGGUUGGAUUCUGAAAGCUGUCUUGUUUAAUGUAUCUGAUUUAAAGAAUGCCUUUCUAAUAUAAUAAUAAUAAUAAUAUGUUUUCAUCCUUUUUUUUGUGGGAGCAGGAGAUGCGGAUGCACAUGCAAGGUAAGUUUUCCAUUAAAUCACAUUUUAUUGGUCACAUACAUGUGUUUAGCAGAUGUUAUUGCGGGUGUAGCAAAAUGCUUGUGCUUCUAGCUCCGACAGUGCAGUAAUAUCUAACAAUUUCAGAACAUAUACCCAAUACACACAUCUAAGUAAGGAAUGAAUUAAGAAUAUUUACAUAUAUGGACGAGCGAUGUCAGAGCGGCAUUGACUAAGAUACAGUAGAAUAGUAUAGAAUACAGUAUAUACAUAUGAGAUGAGUUAGCGGUCAGAUCUUCACUGAGCUAUCAAGGGUACCGUGUUAUCUAGUAUAUAUUGCAUUGGUUUGCUGAUGUGUUGUCUGUUUUGGUUUGGUGUAGGUCAAGGAAUGAACAGAAACUCAAUGGGUGGUGGUGAAGGAAAGCCUAGCGGGCCCAACCCUGGAGCUGCCAACAUGCCUGCCGAGAACCCCCCUUUAAUGGUAAUAUUAGAGACCACUUAUAAUAAUAUAAUAUGCCAUUUAGCAGACGCUUUUAUCCAAAGCGACUUAGUCAUGCGUGCAUACAUUUUUUUUAGGUAUGGGUAGUCCCGGGGAUCGAACCCACUACCCUGGCGGUACAAGCGCCAUGCUCUACCAAUUGAGCUACAGAGGACCGAAUAACAAACAAUAUAUUUACAUACCAAGAUUAACAAAUGCAUUGUGCGAACAGAGAACCAAAUAUGUAUCCUGAUAAAGUGUCAUGUAAAUAUACAGCUGCAACAGACUCGCUUCAAUUUUUCUAAUUGUCGCCCAUGUUACAUUUCUUUUUUGUUUUCUCCAACAGGGGGCAGGAAACGACAUCAUGCCUGUAGGAGGCCAGCCUGGCUUCCCAAGGGCCCCCGGCCAAGGCCCUGCUGAUUUUGCCAACAAGCGUCGCAGAUUCUAAAAUCGUCAAUUCAACUUUUUUACUUUUCAAACUGUACUAUAUUUUAAGUCAUACUUGGAUUAUUACAUUUAAUGUACUGUGAAAAUUGUAUGGGGAAUAUUCUGAUUUUUUUUUGUUUUAAAAUAGUGUCAAGUUGGCAUUUUCGUAUUUCAGAUGAAUACUGCUUCUGUAUAGACUUUAUUUUUAUUCCUCAAAACCAGUGGCGUAGUGGAGGGUAAACGCAGAAAAAUGCAUUGCAUGUGUGUGGAGUGUUGCUUUUUUCACUGCGACCGGCGAUCAGUUUACCCACCUAUUUUUAUACCACUACACCACCGCUCAAAACAAUGUGCUUUUAUAUAGCAAUAGUACAUUUGUCACUCAUUCUCUCUCUAAGCCUUUCUGAAUAGCUUUAAAUAAAAUCUUAAUUCCAUGUAGGUUUUUUGGUACUUCAUGUUUUAUUUGAGUUAACUGUGUUAGAAUGUAAUCCUUUCCUUCAAAAGGCUGGUUCAGCGAAGGUAUAGAAGACAUGCAUGAGAUAAUAAUGUAAUUGCCAGUAGUUACAAGUAUGAUUUGAUGACUUGGCCUUUAUUAAAGCAUUUAGAUUUUUACUAAAGCACUGCUACACUUAUCAAUCAGUGAAAAUGAUAUGAAAAAUGUAUGCAGUCACUAACUGUAAGUCGCUCUGGA